UCGUCUUAGAGAUAUUCAAAGCAUGGUAUGAACCGACAAACAGGAUGUAUUCAUCUUAGGGGAUCUGUACUGGUUUAUCGCUUUGGUCUUUAGGCCCCAUCCCAUGCAACUUAAAUGGAUAUAACAUAGGUACAUGAUCUCGAUUUUGUGAAGUACCUUACGAUACGUAUCUGUUUGCCUUUCUGCGAAAUUCUAGGUACACCAAAAGUAAUGUAUGUCCCACAUCCGCAGGCGCUAAACAGGCUGCGAAUUUCUCUGAUCUUACUUAACAAUGAACAUUGCAGUACAUCAUCUGAGAACGCGUCUAUUGCUUAUCUAAUUCUCAGUACCGUAGUUGAGAUGAAAUGCCAAGAUAUGGAAAGCGACGGCUGUAGACGCUUCGCUUUGCACCGGCUUAAAGUGACGUCGCAAACAUUGAAAGUCCGGGGAAACCCACCCAGCAGCAUCCCCCCAGACCAUCUGCAUUUACAGUCCUCCUGUUUGAGAUUUGACCAAACUUGUCAAUUAUCUAUAAAACGGGCUUGGGUAUUUUGUUUUCUUGUAUUUUAAAGAUUGAACAUGAAGCGGAGGAUACUUCCAAAGUCAUCUUUGCGAGGAGUAUUCCAGACUCGACCCCGCGCUGCUCCCUGUAACUACCUGGGCUCUACUGUUAGUGUUCGACUGGCGAGCAGCGUGUCCCAACGACCAGGCUCGGAUUAUGUUUCCUUCCCCGGCGCCGUCAAGAGCGCAUUUACGAGCGACCUCAGAUUUACACAGCCCUCAGACCACCCGGCCCUACCUACGUAUCGCGUAGUUGAUCAAGAUGGCAACAUUGUCGACCAUUCCUUCAAGCAGGACCUCGGCGACGACGAGAUCGUGCAGCUAUAUAAAACGAUGUUGAUGAUCUCUAUAAUGGACGUCAUCAUGUUUGAUGCGCAGCGCCAAGGUCGCCUAAGCUUCUAUAUGGUAUCAGCUGGCGAGGAGGCAAUCAGCGUGGGAUCCGCCUCGAUUCUUGACAAGCAAGAUGUCGUGUUCUGUCAAUAUCGCGAACAGGGUGUUUUUGCGCAGCGUGGAUUCACAUUAAACGACUUCAUGAACCAACUGUUCGCGAAUAAAUUAGAUAAUGGCCGUGGGAGGAAUAUGCCUGUCCAUUAUGGUAGUAAAGAGCUCAAUAUCCACACGGUCUCAUCGCCUCUGGCGACGCAGAUACCACAGGCUGCUGGAGCAGCUUACGGACUGAAAAUGCAGCGUAUCAACGACCCAUCACUACCGCCUCGCAUAGUUGCUGUAUACUUUGGGGAGGGCGCUGCGAGCGAAGGCGACUUUCACGCGGCGCUGAAUAUUGCGGCCACUAGGUCAUGCCCAGUUGUAUUUAUCUGCAGAAACAAUGGAUAUGCCAUCUCCACACCAACUUUAGACCAGUACCGAGGCGAUGGCAUCGCUAGCCGAGGCAUAGGAUACGGUAUUGAUACUAUUCGAGUGGAUGGGAACGACAUCUGGGCUGUAAGAGAGGCCACGAGGAAGGCCAGACAAAUGGCGCUGCAAGACGGAGGGAAGCCCAUCCUCAUAGAGGCCAUGAGCUACCGCGUCAGUCACCACAGCACGUCUGACGACUCUUUUGCAUAUCGUGCGCGAGUCGAGGUGGACGAUUGGAAGCGCCGAGACAACCCCAUCUCUCGGCUGCGGAAAUAUAUGGAAGCAAAGAGAAUCUGGGACGAAGCAAAAGAUAAGGAAGCCCGAGACAAUAUAAGGCGGGAUGUGCUGAAGGCUUUCUCACAAGCGGAGCGCGAGAAGAAGCCACCAAUCCGUGCCAUGUUUGAGGACGUUUACGAAGAGCUCACUCCAGAAUUGCGGGCACAGAUGAAGGAACUACGAGACUAUCUAGAGAGAUACCCAGACGAGUACGAUCUAGGCGAGUAUGAAGGUGGAAAGAAUAGCUUAGACCCUUGAGAGGAUAAAAGAAGCUGUGAUAUCCUUUGGAUCGCACAGAGUUGCUCGCUGGUAACGAGGUACCCUCGUAUGAGUGGAUAUGGCAGUCCCCCAACAACAAUUGCAUGCAUAUUCUUGUUGGCGCAGGUCUCGGCGUGCAUGAUGCAAGCGGAGUAGUCACCGCCUUGACACCACUUAAUUCUCUUGAGGGUCUGUAAGUCGGGGCGAUCCAUGUGCCACGUAAAUGGGCCGGUAGAUGCCAU
Messenger RNA from Xylaria bambusicola, 2171 nucleotides. RefSeq names its product dehydrogenase E1 component. NCBI's taxonomy places the organism in Eukaryota, Fungi, Ascomycota, Sordariomycetes, Xylariales, Xylariaceae. Gene Ontology annotation, biological process: branched-chain amino acid catabolic process. The record is from RefSeq and is a predicted model, not a curated record. Gene Ontology annotation, molecular function: oxidoreductase activity, acting on the aldehyde or oxo group of donors, disulfide as acceptor. The coding region runs from base 559 to 1929 and encodes 456 amino acids. The transcript has 2 exons.